AUGUCGAACCCGCACGACACCACCGCCAGCGGCAAGGUCCAAAAGCGGAAACGGGUCCGCCCUUUGCCCGCGCAUGUAAAUGCGCGCAACCUGGCCACCGAGAAGAGGAAACGGUGUGAGAUGAAGGAGAACAUCAUAGACCUGGCCCGCUUGGUACCGUCCCUCGCCAACGCCCGCCGUUUAAACAAAGUCCUCAUCGUCAACGAGAGCAUCAAGCACUUCCGUACCCAGCGGGACAUGUGUCUAGACGCCGCUGAGGACAUGCAGGACCUGAUUGCGGAGAACCGGCGCCUUGCGGCUGAGAUUAAUGCGAUGCGCACCCAGACUGGGCAGCCCCUCGUUGAGCCAAGGCCAGUCUCAGAGGCGAUGACGCAGUUGAUGAGCGUCAAGGAUGAGGUCUACGGUGUCUUUAACAACGGGUUCGGCGACAACUGGGCCACCGAGGCUGACGAGAACCAGCGCUCGAGGAGCGGUACGGCGGAUCAAGACCUGCAACUGGGGUUGUUUCCACCGGGGGAGCAGACGUAUCUUGCGCAACUGUCGCCGCCGGAUGAACUCACGCUGGGAAACGAGAUCCCAUUCACGAUGCCGCCGCCACCAUUUUCGGCGCAACCAGAAGUGCCCUGGGGACUUCCAACAACAGAUGUUACAAGGCAGGUGCCAGCAGUCCCGGGCCUGGAUAUGUUUGGGUCCACGACUGUUCCCGAGAGCCAAGCCCUGGGAGAAGCUGCAUAUCCAACAACGUUUGACGCUCUGUCACCAUCUUGGACUCAAGGUGUCGACAUGGGUGUGACCCAUUCCAUGCCAUAUUUGCUUCACGGAAACCAGGAACUUGAAUCCUUUGGACUGAGUCAACCAUGA
Colletotrichum chrysophilum is the source of this 861-nucleotide messenger RNA. RefSeq lists its product as uncharacterized. The record is from RefSeq and is a predicted model, not a curated record. The coding region runs from base 1 to 861 and encodes 286 amino acids. NCBI's taxonomy places the organism in Eukaryota, Fungi, Ascomycota, Sordariomycetes, Glomerellales, Glomerellaceae. Gene Ontology annotation, molecular function: protein dimerization activity. The transcript has 2 exons.